AUGAAGACUGCCUAUCCCGGCUAUGAGGCCAACAAGAAGACCACCAUCAUUGCUUUUGAUGUUAGCAAGGAUUACUACAACAUCCUUGGAAUCACCGCUGGCACCAUCGGUCAUCUGAACUCCGCAUACCUCAAGCAGUCGCGCCGCUGGGCUCCUUGCACGUUCGAUGGGAUCACCGAAUUCCUAGAUCUGCUGAAGCAGGCUCAUGCAACCCUUAGCAACCCAGUCAGCAAAGCAGCUUACGAUGCAGCCCGUAUCCAACGCAUAGCCUCAGAGCCGGAUCUGCUGCCGAAAAUUCAAGCAUUUUCCGCGGAUCCUGAGCUCAACCGCUUGUUCCCCUGGUACGAUAAUGUCGAAGAAUGGGAACUCAGUCGGGCUGCCGAAGAUUAUGACGACGGAUAUUCGUCCUCUUCAACGGUCAGCAGUAUCGAGACCCGCAACUACGGGAUCCGUGGACAAUCCUCGCUUUAUAAGAUUCGAAGGACUGUAAAACCUCAGCCCGCGGUAACGACAGAGGACUUGACUCCUCUACCAGCGGAAGAAGCGCACUCACCGGAUCCGAUAAAAGACUAUGUCUUGUUUCACUGGCCACCGCGCAAGCCAGCGCGCGAGUGCGUCUUUGCUGACUACUUUUAUGACGACCUUACCGACAAACCUAUUAUUGCGGACCUGCGGCGCCAUCAUAAGCAAGCUCAGGCGGCGUGGCGCGCCGCCCAAAGCUGGGUAGCUAGGCCUGCCUGGAAUUGUGACACUUGCAAGCACAAACCGGAGAUGUACAAAGUAAUUGAAGCCAGGUCGUGGAAGGAUCAUCUUGAACAGGCGAGGACGCUGAGGAGAGAAGAGAAGACGCGAAGAAAAGAGGAAAGGAGGCUGCUGCGAAGACAUGAGAGGGACGCCCGGUCGCGCGAGAGAUAG
This is a messenger RNA of Cyphellophora attinorum, 915 nucleotides long. RefSeq lists its product as uncharacterized. The transcript has a single exon. Bases 1 to 915 code for a protein of 304 amino acids. The record is from RefSeq and is a predicted model, not a curated record. NCBI's taxonomy places the organism in Eukaryota, Fungi, Ascomycota, Eurotiomycetes, Chaetothyriales, Cyphellophoraceae.